This is a messenger RNA of Funneliformis caledonium, 2424 nucleotides long. The record is from the annotation of a GenBank genome assembly. Lineage: Eukaryota; Fungi; Glomeromycota; Glomeromycetes; Glomerales; Glomeraceae.
AUGACUAGCUUCUAUGGUAAUUCAAAUCCUACAAGCUCGAAAAGCUCAACACAAUUUGCUGAUGUAGAAAUCGAACGCAUCUCGCGUUCGCUUACUCGCUUGAUUAAAAACAUUUUACGCGAAAAUUUAAACACGGUCAGUAAAGCAAAUGGUAAAGGAACUCUUACUUCUACUGAAGUAGGAAAAAAUGCCGAACUGACAACACAUCAACAACAAACUUUUGACUACUGCAUGAGGAUAUUGGGCAGUUCUACUCUAUACCCAUUAACUCAACAUUAUAAAUCAGUGGCUCGCGAUCAUAAAUCAUCAUCAAAGGCUUUACGUUUCGCAAACUUAUUCUCUAAAUUGCAAUCUCAAACAACCGUAACGAGAAAAUGGGCUAUAUUAUAUUUUUUAUUAUCACUCAGUGAUCAAUCUAACAUUGGUGAAAUAGGAAAAAUCGUUAAUACAUCUUCUCUAGAACAAGCAUUCUCAUAUCGCGGAUUACAAAAUUUAUCAAAUAAACAAUCGUCUGAGGAGACAUCAAAUCGAUUUAUUCCAAAUAUUCCUCCUAAGACUACUAUUGUUAAAGUUUCGAAAGAAGAAACAUUGCCUUCUAGAUCCGUUCUGAAGAAGCAAUUGGCAGAACUUGAGAGUUCUAAUGUAGAGGUGUCUGAGUCAUUGUUGUUACGAGACAUCGUAUUUAUUUUCCAAGGAAUUAACGGACAAUUUAUUAAAUAUAACGCAGAUAGUUCAUCAUAUAUAAUCGAUCCAAAACUAGAUAUAAAUCGAUCGACACGCGACUUAUUACAUAGACUUACAGAAUUUGGAUGGCUUUAUAAACGUGUCAAUGAGUUCGUGACGUUAAAUGUAAAUGAUCCUUCUAUUGGACUGGUUGGUCAGGCCUUCUGUUCUGCCUUACAACGUGAAUUGACUGAAUAUUAUAGAUCCAUUGCUGUUUUGGAAGCUCAAGUUACCAAACAAGUUGAAGGCGAACAAGUUUCUUCGCAAGGACUUACUUUAAAACGUCUACUGGUAUGGACGCAAGAUUCGCUUUUGAAAUUACGAAUAAUGUCAGUUCUUGUUGAUUGUUGUAAAAAGCAAAGAGGUGGAGCAUUAGUGUCGACAAUUUAUCAUUACACGAAUCAUGGAGACCCUUUCAUUCAGCAAUUUAUUAACAAUACACUUGAAGAGGUAUCGCGUCCAUUCUUUGAAAUGCUGCAGCGUUGGAUAUAUGAGGGUGAAUUGGAGGAUCCCUUUGAAGAGUUUUUCGUUGCUUGUGAUCCUAAUGUUUUAGAAGAGCAAUUGUGGCAACUAAAAUAUUUGAAUCGUGUAAAAAUGCAACCAACAUUUAUUAGUACUUUACUUGCAAAAAAAAUAUUUUCUAUAGGAAAGUCACUUAACUUUAUUCGUUAUAGCUGUCACGACAGUGAUUGGGUCGUUACCAAUGGGAAAGUAACUGGUGCUGAUAAAUUGUUAAAGUACGGCGAUAUUAUAGCGCUUGAAAGCUCGAUUGACGCCACAUAUACUGCUACAAGUCAAAGACUGUUGAGUAUUCUAUUCACUAAAUUUAAACUUAAAGAACAUUUGACUGCCUUGAAACGAUAUUUAUUACUUGGUCAAGGUGAUUUUAUACAACAUUUAAUGGCUCAACUAGGAUCUGGCCUUUCAAAACCCGCGAAUACUCUUUAUCGCCACAACCUUACUGGCACAUUGGAAGCCGCUAUUCGUGCAUCUAACGCUCAAUAUGAUGACCCGGAUAUUCUGCGAAGGUUGGAUGUUAGGCUUCUUGAGGUUUCCUCCGGUGAUAUCGGUUGGGAUGUUUUUAGCUUAGAUUAUCAUGUUGAUUCGCCUAUAAACACGAUUUUCACACCAAAAGCAAUGCAACAAUAUCUUAAAUUGUUCAAUUUUCUAUGGCGUUUAAAACGCGUUGAGCAUGAUUUAUCAACAGCUUGGCGUCGUAAUAUGACUAGUGCAAGAAGUUUAUAUCAAAUUAAAAAGUUUAAAAAAGAAAUAAUUACUAGUAGAUUAGUUUGUAGUGAGAUGAUACAUUUUGUGUAUCAGUUACAAUAUUAUAUUUUAUUUGAGGUGAUCGAAUGCUCUUGGGAUGAACUUGUGACUGACAUUAAUAAAAAAUCCGGGGAUUUGGAUUCUCUUAUCGAGGCUCACAAUAAAUAUUUGACAAAUGUUACAACAAAAAGUUUUCUAGGCACGUCAAAUAAUCAGGAUGAACUUCAUAAUUUCGCUUUGAGAGAUUCUAGAGAUUCUGAUAUGUCAAAUCCCGAGAAAAUUCGGGGAUAUUCCGCUAGUAUCAAAUCCUCAAGUAUAAAUACAAGAGAAAACUUCAAACCGAUCCAGGAACGUUUAGAAGAAGUUGCUGGAUUAUUCAAAGUAAAUACAUAUCAAACUUUAUUCUCGAAUAAUUUCAAACCCGAUUUUCACUAA